AUGAAGUUCCUGACGGUUUUCGCAGUCUCCGCGCUAGUCGCCAGUGCUUACGGAGCUAGUCUCGACGUUUACGACGGUCCGGUUAACUUCGAUGGCGAGAGCCGGCUCGGCCAGGAUGUCCGUGAACUAUCCUACGACGGAAACCUCGAUCUCGAGCAGCCCUCUACCAGAGCUCGUCGUUUCACCUGCGACGUCCUGUCCUUCAAGAGUGCGUGGAUCUCGCCGAACGACUCGGCCAGCGCGGUCAGGUGCUUAGCCCAGAAUCGCAAAGGUGGAACUUGCAAGAACGGAAACUGUGAAUGUCACGAUUAACACCAGAGCAAUUACUCUUUGGCAUUAGAAUUAGAAUGAAUUAGUUGCAUGUAUAGGUGCUUUUUUGUAACGAGCACAAUGUUUAUUUACGUUUACUUUAACAAUGACACAAAAGUAUGAAAUAAAUACCGAGAAAAAUA
Messenger RNA from Nasonia vitripennis (jewel wasp), 452 nucleotides. RefSeq names its product antimicrobial peptide defensin 2-3. Gene Ontology annotation, biological process: defense response to bacterium; humoral immune response. NCBI's taxonomy places the organism in Eukaryota, Metazoa, Arthropoda, Insecta, Hymenoptera, Pteromalidae. The record is from RefSeq and is marked provisional.